Diversispora eburnea is the source of this 846-nucleotide messenger RNA. NCBI's taxonomy places the organism in Eukaryota, Fungi, Glomeromycota, Glomeromycetes, Diversisporales, Diversisporaceae. The record is from the annotation of a GenBank genome assembly.
AAGGAUAGUAGUGGAUAUCCUGUUUCAACACCUUGUGUCAACCAAAUUUUUGAAAAAAUUUGGGAUAAUAAGUUUGGGAUACUUCUAUUUGAGACAAUCAAUUUAAUUAAAGAGAAGGGCUGGAACAUAGAAAAGUUUUGGGAAUUACAGGUCAAAGCUGAGCACGAAAUGGACUUAUUUCAAAAAGAAAUACCGAUCCAAGUCAUUUGUUGCAUUGAUGAAGCACACAAGUUGCUUGAAAAAUAUUGUUUAUUAAUGAUGACACCUAUUUUAUUCAAUGGAGGAGACAAAUUCGGAAUAUCACAAACGGAAAAAUUGUAUUUGGAUGUUCAUACCAUAGAUGCAUUGUCAAACCUUGUGUCACUUGGAGUAUAUUAUGAUCCACAAAGGACAUUAGAUGUUAUAACGUCUCAUAUGACAACUGCUAUAGGUGUAUCAGAAGAUCGCACGGAUAUUCUUUGCACAUAUCCUUCCGAUCCUAUCCUUGUAUCUGGAGCAUUAAAAGGAAUGAUCGAAAUUGGUUUUGAAAAAUGUUUAGACACACUACUCUUUGUAAAGGAAUCGAUACAAGAUCUUGAUGACCUUCUUAUAAAUAUGAAAAUAGAUCAGGCUGAAAUUGGCUUUAACCACUGGACAUCUUUGUUAGCUUCCAGUAGACAAUAUACGAAUCAAGGAGGACGGAAUAAUCCAAAGAUAGAGAUAAAAGAAAUAGAGCUCAAAAAGACAAAAGGUAGAGAUAUUGCUUUAUGUAAGACUAUCUAUAUUCAAAAUAUUAAAUCUUUUAGCUGCGAGACAGAAAUUCGUAAUAGAUUAUUUGAUCCUCGAUGGAGAACGGUCUUUAGUUGA